Colletotrichum siamense is the source of this 2481-nucleotide messenger RNA. RefSeq lists its product as uncharacterized. Bases 1 to 2481 code for a protein of 826 amino acids. The transcript has 3 exons. NCBI's taxonomy places the organism in Eukaryota, Fungi, Ascomycota, Sordariomycetes, Glomerellales, Glomerellaceae. The record is from RefSeq and is a predicted model, not a curated record.
AUGGUGCAGGUCCGCAAAGCAAGGAGUUGGUACGGCUCCUGGCCGCGCGCCCCCAAGUCCUCCGCAUCAACGCAGCUUGCCCGGGAAACCAUCUUCGGAGGCACUCUGAAGCCAUCCAGCACCCCCGAUUUCCGACGUUUCGAUACGAAAAAGAGCAUCGAUACUGCGAGCUUCGACGGUCCCGCAGACUCGUCUGUGUCGCUUCCCCAGAUUCCCGAGAACGGUGCAGUGGCAGAGGAGACCGCCGCCACAACAACAACAAACAAGACAGAUAACGAGACGACGAACCUGCAGGCUGGAACUACGGAGCCAUCACCACCACCGCAGGAAACGCCGGCAAAAUCCGACGACGCUGGGAAGGCCGCGACGGACGAUCAGAAUCCACCACGGCCCGUGACGGCAUCAAGUUGGUUUGGUUGGCUGGGGCGCGCGCCGCCGACAGAUGCACAAGCUGCAGCACCGGCACCCACUGAGGAGCCACCAAAAGUGGAAGAACCCCCGAAAGAGCCAGAACCGCAGCAACCACCGCCUGCCGAGGUGCCAGCACCCGAGCAAACCCACCAGGCCGCGGCAACUUCACCGACACCGACGACGACAUCUUGGUUUGGGUUUUGGUACUCCAGCACCUCUGCAGAGCCGCCUGUGAUCGCAGAUCCCGCUAUCGCUAAGCCGAUAGAACCAGAUCAGCCAACCACCACCACCACUGAACCACCUGCACAAGAGCCAGAAGACGUAGUGAUGGAGGAUGCCCCGCCGCCAAAACCGGAUGCUCCCAAGCAAGAUGCCUCUAAACAAGACGCCCAGAAACCGCCAUCAGCCGGCUCAACAUGGGCAUUUUGGUCGAGAGAAAGCCGGACACAAUCUGACGACGCCAAAAAUGCCAAGCCUCAGCCGGAAUCUGGUGAACUUGCAGUCAUGGGUCAAGGCUCAGAAGCGCAUCCGGAGAGAACAAGUGUGGAUCAAUCCGAGCGGGACAGCGUGAUGAAGGAUACCAAGGAUGCGAAGGCCUCCAAAGAUACGAAACCCGCCAAAAGUAUUAAGUCGGGAAUCGCAUCUGCGCCGUCGACUUUUGGUAGGAAGAGUAAGCGAGUCCGGCCCCAGUCGAUGGAGAUCGACGUUCAGGCGAGGCCAGAAACGCCUACACGUCCCGAUUCGGCUGCGUCUUCAAGAGCCUCAAUCACCGACAAGACCCCAAAGGAACCACCCCUCAAGCCGGGAACCCCAAAGAGUACCAGCCAAGAAACUCCAUCAAAAUCAACGCCACCCAAUCUUUUACUGCCUUCGUUUGGAAGCACAUACCGGAUGAAGGACAACCCAUCGAUCAUUAAACAGAUCACAUCCCUGCUUUUACGGAAUCAGCAACCUCCCGCAAACCACGUUUAUAGAGUAAAAGAGACACCAAAGAUCAAGAAAGCCCUCGCCAUCGGAGUCCACGGCUUGUUUCCGGCAACGUAUCUCCGUCCCAUGGUAGGACAGCCUACGGGGACUUCGCUUCGCUUUGCAAGUCUCUGUGCCGAAGCUAUCGGUAGAUGGGCAGACGCUCACGGGUGCUCCGAUUGCGAGAUUGAGAAGAUUGCCCUGGAAGGCGAGGGCAGAAUUGGAGAUAGGGUAGACAACUUGUGGAAGCUCCUUCUUAACUGGAUCGAGCAGAUACGUAACGCAGACCUCAUCAUUUUGGCAUGUCACUCUCAGGGCGUCCCAGUCGCAACUAUGCUGCUGGCAAAGCUCAUAGACUUGGGCAUCAUCACCAACGCCAAGAUUGGUGUCUGCGCGAUGGCUGGAGUCUCUCUAGGCCCAUUCCCCGACUACAAGUCCAGCAUGGGCAUCCUAAUGGGCUCCGCCAACGAGCUCUGGGAAUUCUCCAACCCAGACAGCGAAGUCUCCAAGAAAUACGAAAACGCACUUAAAGAAGUCCUCCGUUACGGCGUCAGAAUGACGUAUAUCGGCAGCAUAGACGACCAACUCGUCCCAAUGGAAUCCGCAAUUUACUCCCCGGCCUCUCAUCCCUACAUCUACCGCGCCGUCUUCAUUGACGGUCGUAUCCACGCCCCAGACUUUAUCGCCCACCUCGUCGGCUUCGCACUUAAACUCCGCAACCUCGGCGUCUCAGACCACGGCCUCGUGCGCGAACUCUCCACCCCGCUCGCCGGCAGCCUCUACUCGGGCGAGGGCCACUCCCGCCUCUACUACGAUGAUCAGGUCUACGACCUCGCCGUCACCCACGCCUUAGAGACGGCCGAUGUCAAGCCAAACGUCCCCGCCACCGUCGCCCACCGCCGCGACGCCGGAUCCUCCCUGGCAAACCCGAACCCGUACCACCUGCCCUGGAUCAUGCGCGGCCUGCUGGAGGAGGACUUUGUCCGCACCGAGCUGUCGUCCGAGACGGAGGAGCUGCUGAGGCAAUUCGACGACUGGAAGCCCGUCACCAAGGCGCUGAAGGAUGUGAAGUACCGGCUCGAGGCUAUUCGGUCCAAGUUGUAA